UGGUGUAUCCAACCAGCUCUCAACUGCAUGAAGUGCAUUGGGUUCCUUUCCCCCUGCGACCGCUGUAGACUUUCGCCCUCCUCACCCUCCCUGCGGAACUUUGUUUUUAUUUCCAGCCCCGGGUGGCCUUUCAAUGCGCGAUCCGAGCUGACCUGGCUUUGCGCGGCCCCACACCGGUCGGGAUCGAUUCUCUGUCGAUCACACGUGCAGCCUGUAUUGACACCCCCCGCCCGGGAAGGAGUCCCCGAGCGACCGCAGGGCGUGGGGCUGGAGACAGCCGCGGGGUGGGGGAUCGGAAGCGGGGCCGGUACCGCUUCGCCCCCUCCCGCGCCCAGGUGGCCGCCCGGAGACAAUGCCGGGCGCGGGAGGCCGGGCGCUUCGCAGCUGGGGUCGGUCGAGCAGCCGCAAUUACCGACGGCAGCGGGGCGGCCCCGCGAGGUCUGCCCGCCGCCCGCGCCUCACUCGCUGCCUCCCCCUCUGCUCCUCCUCCAGGUGACCGAGCCCUGCUCCCCCACCAAGCCCGCGGCCCCCUUCUCGCCCGAGAGCUGGUACCGGAAAGCGUACGAGGAAUCCCGGGCUGGGAGCCGCCCAGCCCCCGAGGGAGCCGGCUCCGUCCUGGGCUCGUCCGGCACCCCGUCCCCCGGAUCGGGCACCUCCUCGCCGGGCUCCUUCAGCGGCUCGCCGGGUCCUGCCUCCCCGGGCAUCGGCAGCAGCUCGCCGGGCUCGCUGGGGGGCUCCCCGGGCUUCGGCACGGGCUCGCCGGGCUCUGGCAGCGGGGGCGGCUCCUCCCCGGGCUCUGGCAGCGGGGGCGGCUCCUCGCCGGGCUCCGGCAGCGGGGUCUGGUGCGAGAACUGCAACGCCCGCCUGGUGGAGCUGAAGAGACAGGCCUUGAAACUGCUCAUCCCCGGGCCCUUCAGCAGCAAGGACCCAGCUUUCUCUUCGGUGAUCCAUGACAAACUCCAAGUUCCCAACACCAUUCGGAAGGCAUGGAACGAGAGGGACAACAGAUGCGAUGUUUGUGCCACCCACCUGAACCAGCUGAAGCAGGAGGCCAUUCAGAUGGUGCUGACACUUGAGCAGGCUGCCAACACCGAACAGUAUGAUGCCUCACCAGGCUCUCCCCCACCCCUCUCCAAUAUUCCCACCUUAGUGGGCUCCCGACAUAUGGGCAGCUUGCAGCCCAGAGACUGGGCAUACAUGCCCACUUCCUACAGUACUGCUAAUUACACCGGCUUUGUGGCCAACAAGCACAGUGGGAAGCCCAACAGCCUGGGGAUCAUCAAUGGGUUGGAGAAGAAAAAUGGUUCCCCUGGACACCAGGCCAAGGUCAGCCUACAAAUGGCUACCAGCCCCAGCAAUGGCAACAUCCUAAACUCUGUAGCUAUCCAGGCUCAUCAGUACCUUGAUGGCACCUGGUCCUUGUCGAGAACAAAUGGGGUCACCCUGUAUCCGUACCAGAUCUCCCAGCUGAUGACAGAGACUAGCCGAGAGGGGCUGACUGAAGCAGUGCUAAACCGCUACAAUGCAGAUAAGCCCUCCUUGUACAGCUUCCCUGGUUCCCAGAGCACCUAUGUCGCCAGUGAAACGUCAACGGGCACCUCAGUGGCGGCCUCUUUUUUUGCCAGAGCAGCUCAAAAGUUGAAUCUGUCGUCCAAAAAGAAGAAACAUAGGCCAUCUACAUCAUCUGCGUCUGAAUCUCCUCUCUUCUCUACCAACUUCAGCAGUAUCCUUCAGACUUCCCCACCCCCCGCACCACCAUGUUUGCUGAGGGCAGUCAACAAAGUGAAAGACACCCCAGGGUUGGGCAAGGUGAAAGUCAUGGUGCGCAUUUGUUCCACCCUUGCCAGGGAUACGUCUGAGUCAAGCUCCUUCUUAAAGGUUGAUCCCCGUAAGAAGCAAAUGACUCUGUAUGACCCAUUGUCCUGUGGAGGCCAGAACACCUUCCAGAAAAGGGGCAAUCAGGUUCCCCCCAAGAUGUUUGCUUUUGAUGCAGUUUUCCCCCAAGAUGCAUCUCAGGCUGAAGUGUGUGCUGGGACUGUGGCUGAGGUGAUCCAGUCAGUGGUGAAUGGGGCAGAUGGCUGCGUAUUCUGCUUUGGCCAUGCCAAACUGGGAAAGUCAUACACCAUGAUUGGAAAAGAUGAUUCCAUGCAGAACCUAGGCAUAAUCCCCUGCGCCAUCUCAUGGCUCUUCAAGCUGAUUAAUGAACGGAAAGAGAAGACAGGGGCCCGCUUCUCAGUCCGGAUCUCUGCAGUGGAAGUGUGGGGGAAAGAAGAAAAUCUGAGGGACUUACUGUCAGAGGUAGCUACAGGCAGCCUGCAGGAUGGUCAGUCCCCCGGUGUCUACCUUUGUGAGGACCCAAUCUGUGGCAUGCAGCUUCAAAACCAGAGUGAGCUCCGUGCCCCCACUGCGGAGAAGGCUGCCUUCUUCCUCGAUGCAGCGAUAGCCUCCCGCCGAAGCAACCAGCGAGACUGUGAUGAGGAGGACCACAGGAACUCGCACAUGCUCUUCACUCUGCACAUCUACCAAUACCGCAUGGAGAAGAGCGGCAAAGGUGGCAUGUCUGGAGGUCGCAGCCGCUUACAUCUCAUUGACCUGGGUAGCUGUGUGAAAGUGCUCAGCAAAAAUCGAGAGGGAGGCUCCGGACUCUGUCUUUCGCUGUCAGCACUUGGCAAUGUCAUCCUUGCCCUCGUCAAUGGCAGCAAACACAUCCCAUACAAAGACAGCAAGCUCACCAUGUUGCUCCGGGAGUCCCUGGGGAACAUGAACUGCCGUACCACUAUGAUAGCUCACAUUUCGGCAGCGGCAGGGAAUUACGCUGAAACACUGUCCACCAUCCAGGUUGCAUCCCGGGUCCUGAGGAUGAAGAAAAAGAAAACUAAGUACACAUCAAGUUCUUCUGGAGGUGAAAGCUCCUGUGAAGAAGGAAGAAUGCGGAGGCCAACCCAGUUGAGACCCUUCCAUUCUAGAAAUGUAGUUGACCCAGACUUCCCUAUUCUGCACCUAUCAAGUGAUCCUGAUUAUUCUUCCAGCAGCGAACAGUCCUGUGACACAGUGAUUUAUGUUGGCCCCAAUGGCACAGCCCUCUCUGAUAAGGAACUGACAGAUAAUGAAGGCCCCCCUGAUUUUGUCCCUAUAGUUCCUGCUCUGCAGAAGACCAAAACUGAGGGCAAACUGGAGGAAGUGAGUGAGACCGACUCCAGCACAUCUGAAAGAGACUGCCUGAAGUGCAACACCUUUGCUGAGCUUCAGGAGAGGUUGGACUGUAUCGAUGGCAGUGAGGAGAGCAACAAAUUUCCAUUUGAAGAGCUGCCUGUUCAGUUUAGCGCAGAUCACAUGUCUAAGUGUCCUAUGCCAAGCCAAGUGGCAGGUCUCAGUCAUUUAUCAGCAUCGGAUAAGGAAGAUGCCACCGCCGACUGUCAGCAACCUGAGAAGGAAGUCAGGGAAAAUAUAAAUGCAACAACCAGCAAAAUUCAGAGAAAUCACUCCCCUGUUCCUUCUGGAGCUCUCACUAAAGUUUCAACUCCUCCUUCUCCUAGGAGUGUAACUGGCAGCUCUAGUAAUCAGCUUAGCUCUUCCCAGUUAGCCCAUAGCGCAAGUCUGCAGAGCAGCAGAGAGAGCCUCAAUACCUGUGGCUUUGUAGAAGGCAAGCCUAGGCCAAUGGGUUCACCGCGGCUUGGCAUUGCGAGCCUCUCCAAAACAUCAGAGUACAAGCCACCAACUUCUCCUUCCCAGAGAUGCAAGGUUUACACCCAGAAAGGGGUAUUGCCCAGCCCUGCACCAUCACCCCUGAGCAAGGACUCUGGAAUGGUGUCUAGCGAAUCUUUGCUGCAGCCAGAGAUCCGGACCCCUCCAGUGGGAAUGAGUCCUCAGAUCUUGAAAAAGUCACUAUCCUCCAGCAGUGGGGAUUUUGGAGAGACUAUUCUCGAUGAAGAGCAGGAACAUAAUAUUUCACCAGAAUCAAAGAAGGAGAUUCUGAGUACCACCAUGGUCACUGUGCAGCAACCAUUAGAGCUGAAUGGAGAGGAUGAGCUGGUGUUCACCCUGGUUGAAGAACUAACUAUUAGUGGGGUCCUUGAGAAUGGACGCCCGACCAGCAUCAUCAGCUUUAACAGUGACUGUUCUGUGCAGGCUUUGGCCUCUGGGUCUAGGCCAGUUAGUAUUAUCAGUAGCAUUAGUGAAGACCUCGAGUGUUACUCCAAUGCAGCUCCUGUUUCUGAGGUCAGCAUCACACAAUUUGUGCCGCUUCCAAAAUUAGGAUUGGAUGACAAAGCCCGGGAUGCCAGCAGCAGACGCUCAUCCAUUAGCUCGUGGCUGAGUGAAAUGAGUACAGGGAGUGAUGGUGAACAAUCAUGCCACAGUUUCAUAGCCCAGGCAUGCUACGGGCAUGGUGAGGCUAUGGCAGAGCCCCCUAUUUCUGAGUUUGCAGGUGCCAUACAGAAUACUAGCAUGAUUUGUGUAAAUGACCAGCAAAAUCCAGUGACUGACAAUUUGCUCAUACUGUCAGAAAUGGGGGAGGAAACUUUCAGUAAAGUCCCACCCCUCAAGGGUUGCAAAAUAUCAGCCCUGGGGAAAACUACUGUCACAAUCUCAAACACAGCAAGCCUAAGCGGCUGUGAAGGCUACAUCCCAAUGAAGACCAACAUUACUGUUUAUCCAUGUAUUGCUGUUAGUCCUUUUAAGGCACAAGAGACUGAUGAGGCCACAUCUGCAGUAACUUCAGCUGCUAAAGUUGCUCAACCCCAUGAGGAGAAAGAGUCUAUUGUUAGGAAGGAUAUCAAAUUUGAAGACCCUUGGCUAAAGAGGGAAGAUGAUAUGAAAAAAGACCGCUCUGGGGCCAGCGAUGGGCCAAGGCUGGAAACUGCAAUUGGCCCAGCCAAGCCUGAGCAGAACAAGAAACAGAACUCAGCUGACAGGUUUAGUAGCAGCAGUGGGGAGACCUCUAGCUCCCCAGGUUCUGACCCGCUGAAGAGGAUUGUGGAUGGGUGUGAGAUGGCACUUCCAAGUUCUGCAACCCAGAGCCCUGUUCAUUCCCUGGAUGCUUUGAAGAAUGGCAGUCCCCCUAGGGUGCUCCAGAAGGUCAGCAAGCAAGAGGAAAUUGAUGCUGUCCUAUAUCACUGUGCUGCUGAGAACAAUGGAAUGAGUUCUCCUUCUCUUUCCCAGUCUUGUAAGGCUUCCCUAGAAAGAAGAAUCGCUUCUCCCAAGCACUGCGUUCUCACUCGCCCCAAAGGAACUCCUCCGCUGCCUCCUGUGAGAAAAUCAAGCCUGGAUCAGAAGAACAGGGCCAGCCCUCAGCAUAGCGCUUGUAGCAGCAGCACGAGCAGUCCAUCCAACCAACCGGUGUCUUUUCCAGCCAGCUUUCCUGAUGAGCUGAAUGGGAAGCAGAAGGGCUCCAGCAUUGACACCAGUAACAAUAGCAGCAGCAAGUUAUUUAGUGCCAAACUUGAACAGCUAGCCAGCAGGACCAAUUCCCUGGGCAGGUCCACAGUGAGCCACUAUGAGUGUUUGUCGUUGGAAAGGGCAGAAAGCCUAUCUUCAGUAAGCUCCAAAAUGAGCCCUGGAAAAGAUACCACCAUGCCUAGGGCUGGGAGGAGCCUCAGCCGCAGUGCGGUGUCCUCACCGACAAACUCAGGCAUAUCCCAGUCUGCGGGUGCCUCACCAAAGGCCAGCCAAUCGAAGAUAUCCGCAGUUAGCAAACUCCUUUUGGCAAGUCCCAAAGCCCGAAGCUUGUCUGCUUCCACCACCAAAACAUUAAGCUUUUCUACCAAGUCUCUGCCUCAGUCUGUGGGGCAGAGUUCAAGUUUGCCUCCCAGUGGGAAGAACAUGUCCUGGUCAACUCAGUCCCUUAGCAGAAACAGAGGCUCUGGUCUUGCUUCAAAACUGCCCCUCAGAGCUGUCAAUGGACGGAUUUCCGAACUGCUCCAAGGGAGCACAAGUGCCAGAGGUUUACAAAUGCGUGGAAACUCGGACACAGAUGAGCGAGGUGGCCUUCAUGGAGAUGAGAAACCAGCUGUUCAUAUGCUGCCUUCACCCUACAGCAAAAUCACCCCUCCGCGGAAGCCUCACCGCUGUAGCAGUGGUCAUGGAAGUGACAACAGCAGUGUCCUGAGUGGGGAGCUGCCACCAGCCAUGGGGAAAACAGCCCUAUUCUACCACAGUGGGGGAAGCAGUGGUUAUGAGAGUAUGAUGAGAGACAGCGAAGCAACAGGGAGUGCUUCUUCAGCGCAAGACUCUAUGAGUGAGAACAGCAGCUCUGUCAGCGGGAGGUGCCGAAGUCUCAAAAAUCAAAAGAAACGCUCAAACACAGGUUCUCAGAGACGAAGACUCAUACCGGCUUUGUCACUCGAUGCAACCUCCCCGGUCAGGAAACCUGCCAACAGCCCAGGGGUCCGUUGGGUAGAUGGCCCACUGCGAAGUGCACAGAGGGGGAUGGGUGAACCCUUUGAGAUCAAAGUCUAUGAGAUAGAUGAUGUGGAGAGACUCCAACGUCGACGAGGGGGGGAUAGCAAGGAGCUGAUAUGCUUCAAUGCCAAGCUGAAAAUCCUGGAGCAUCGCCAGCAGAGGAUUGCUGAGGUCAGGGCCAAGUACGAGUGGUUAAUGAGGGAACUGGAGGUGACCAAACAGUACCUGAUGCUGGAUCCUAAUAAAUGGCUUAGUGAAUUUGACCUGGAGCAGGUAUUCGAGUUGGAUUCCCUGGAGUAUUUGGAGGCCCUGGAGUGCGUGACUGAGCGUCUGGAAAACCGCGUCAACUUCUGCAAGGCCCACCUCAUGAUGAUCACCUGCUUUGACAUCACUUCCAGACGUCGAUAAAGGACCAAGCUUGAGAAAAUUUCAAACUAUUAUCCCCCUCUUCCUGCUCCUUUUAAACAGCACCCCAAAGACAACAGAAUGAGGAUGAAGGUUGGUGUCAAGUUUUGACUGUAUGAGAGAGAAGAGAUUUUCUUUAUAACACUGAAGAUUAGUAUAAAAAAAACAAAUAUGUGAUGAACGCAACAACGUGGAGACGUAAGGAUGCCGAUUUUCCUAGCCUGAAAGAGCACUUUUAAGGACAUGUUUGUAAAUAAGAACUGCUGGCAGAAGUGACUUCUUCCCCUGUGUUAGCUGAGGGAGGGGAAGGGCUGGUUGUAGGACGGACUGCUGUUGAGAGCUUCAUAAAAAGAUAUUACAGAGAAAGACUAUUUAAGUGCCUUGCAAAUCUUUAUUAUCCAAACAUUUAUGUUCAUACUUUCUUGUGUACAUAUGGUGCUAGUCAAAGGAAACAAAAUCAAACAUUUUUGAAAUGUAUUUACAGCUUGUUUUUUCUCUUGGUGUUUUCUCCUAUUUCAGACUUGCUGUUUCUAAGUAACUUGUGUUUGUAGAGAUAUUUCCUAAUCAGUACAACAUAUGAAUAAAUGUUAACUGUCUUUUAUCGUUACUGGAGUAAGGCCACUCAAAGAGAACAUUACCUCUCCCAGAUGGUUCGAAAACUGUUUCUGGCAGUGAGUGAGAUAUCAUUGUAGGACACAAAAUGGAUCAUUCAGAAAUAUUUAUUACCUUAUUACUGGAAUACCCCAAAAUUCUGCAAGCCGCACCCUGGCAAUCCCACACUUCUUAGCAGGUGCCAACAUAAAUGCUACUCUUAACUUGAUUUUAAAAGACAAUAGGAAGUAUCUUACUUCUCCAUGUGCAACUUAAUAGAAUGCCAAGAUUUGCAUACUGGAACAUCUUUUCAAAUACUGGAAUGACAAGAUGUGAGAAGCACAUCCAGCCAUCCUGGAUCUGUGCAUUCGCUGGAUGUUUCAGCGGUAUAACAGAAGAGCAACUCCAUUAAAGUCACAAGAGUUACAGCUCUGGAAAAACUGGUUCAGGAAAAGGAGAAUAAGUCUCCUUGUAACUUCUUCAAGUGCCCACUGACUUACUGCACUGCCAGUGGUAGAAAUGGAGAGGAUUCUUCUUUUCUUUCCUCUCCUCGUGUGACGCAGCUUGAUCCUGCAAGGACUCUCUGGUGAGUCUUGCCUGUAACUCUGAACCCUCUAACUACCAACUAGAAAAAUGCUAGAGGAUUAAGAAGUGCAACUGCAAUAUCAUUUUCCUGUGAAUGAGAGAUGCAUAAAAGGCUCAUAAGGGUCUUUUCUUCCAACUCUCUGCAUGGGACUUAGUGGUGUAUCCAGUGUCUGUCUUUAAUAUUUAUUCCAUAACAUGGUGCAUUCAAAAAUAGCAACUGUAACCCUAAACCUGCAGUCUGAACUCUGUGCCAGUUGAAAGCCAUGGACCACUUGCUACAAAUGGGUCUGAUUUUGUUUUUUUGUGGGUUAAAAGCAACAAUGGAAUACAGAAAUGUGUAUUCACCCAGGCAGCCUGAUACAGAGUCAUGCUGUGAUGGAGCAUGGUAGUAUAAAGGUUUUAUCACCUGGUUGUUCACAAAUGGCAAAGACAUAAGUUAGGAAUAUGUCACUCACCAACAUGCCACAUUUUAUAGAAAACUUUGAUAUGAAACAUUUUAACUGGUCCCAUUUUUUCCCACCUAUUUGUCAACCCAUACAACCAGGCUGCCUUAAUUCCCAUGUGGAGGCCCCUGAGUGACAGAAAUUUUAAAACCUACAAAAAUGACCCAAAAGAGCUUUUUUAUAUGUCAGGGUGUCAUGGCUUUAAGGUCAGAUAUCUUACAACCACCAGUGUUACAAGCACUAGUGUAUAGUCUCUGCUCUCCAGUAAGAUAAAGCUUGUCUGGUGGCUUGUAAAGUAGUAACCUUAAGCCUCUGACUUGAAGCAGAUUGAAUAUAGUAAACAUGAGUCUUUUAAAUCAAUGGUUUAGCAUAGUGUCUUUCAACCUUUCCAGACUAAUGUACCCCCAAGUUUCACCUCACUUAAACUCCUUACUUACACAAUCAGACAUAAAACUACAAAAGUGUCCCAGCACACUAUUACUGAAAAUUUGCUUAUUUCUCAUUUUUACCAUAUAAUUAUAAAAUAAAUCAAUUGGAAUAUAAAUAGUGU
Mauremys mutica (yellowpond turtle) is the source of this 8973-nucleotide messenger RNA. RefSeq names its product kinesin family member 26B (gene KIF26B). The transcript has 16 exons. Gene Ontology annotation, biological process: microtubule-based movement. The coding region runs from base 28 to 6807 and encodes 2259 amino acids. The record is from RefSeq and is a predicted model, not a curated record. Gene Ontology annotation, molecular function: ATP binding; microtubule binding; microtubule motor activity. Lineage: Eukaryota; Metazoa; Chordata; Testudines; Geoemydidae.